Messenger RNA from Eriocheir sinensis (Chinese mitten crab), 1960 nucleotides. RefSeq names its product integrator complex subunit 15-like. Bases 189 to 1556 code for a protein of 455 amino acids. The transcript is spliced from 9 exons. The record is from RefSeq and is a predicted model, not a curated record. Lineage: Eukaryota; Metazoa; Arthropoda; Malacostraca; Decapoda; Varunidae.
AGCCACGGCCACUGCCACAGGUGAGCCCGGCCCUUAUUACCACACCGUCAGCUUAAUGGCGUCUGAGGUGUUGGCCAGAGGAAGUUCUCGUGUGAAGGAAGUGUUGCACGCAUGAGGGGUGACUUGCGUGGCGGAAAAUAUCAGAACACACCAUCAGAUUUAGACCACGUUGCCACACCUCCUGAAAAAUGUCCAUCGACCUGAGUGAGCUGAAGCGGAGUGACUUCCCGACCUGCGUGAGGAAGGGGCUGGCCCGACUCGAAGAGGUGCUUCACUUGCCACCUGGUGCCAAAUACCAUGAGCUACAGCAGCACAUCAUGGACCAGUUUGUUUUCUGCUGCCGGGACUCCUCCUCCAAAAUAAGGGCUAUAGGGCCGGUGGAGGAGCUGGUGGUGGUGCGUGAGCUCAGCCAGUACCUGGGCAAGAUGGUGGACACAGCCUCCCGCAACUCCCUCUUCAUCACCCUCUUUCACCCGUCUGCUCAUGACCCCCGCAUCCCCCACAAACUGCGCAUCCUCUCUGCCCUUGUGUCACUGGCCAUCGCUACACACAACGUAUCAGUAUUGGAGGCCACAGCCGUCUGGAUGCAGCAAAUGUGUUGCCUCAGUGGGUGGAGUGGGGAGGUUUGCCGAGGGUUGGUGCAGGACUACUUUCAGCUCACCCCAUCAGCUCCACCACACUUUGCAGCAGCCCUCAGAGCACUGCCCACCAUGGCUCCACUCUUCACUGCAAACCUCAUUACUACACUAUCGCAACUUUAUGCAAAAAUAGCCUCAUCUACAUUUUCAGGCAGUGGGGAGAUGUGUGAGCGCCCGCCAGAUGCCUUGGUGAGCACGAUAGUGUGGUGGCUGAAGGGCUCCCCAGGCCUGCCACCCCACCUGGCCCUGGUCCCCCUCACCCACCCCCUUCCUGGUGUCUCCCUCCCCAUGACAGCUGUACCACCACUGGCACCUCUUAUGAAGUGGUGUGUUGAAGCACCCUUCUUCGAGCAGACAAGUGAUUCCUCGGAAACACUUCCCCGGAAAACCAAAAUGCUGAAAACAGAGACAGAAUUGGACAAAGCUGCAGUCUGUACUACCCCCUCAUCCUCCUCAUCACCACCUCCCCCAUCUGCAUCAGCCUCUUCACCUCCUGCCUCCAAAGCCCCACCAUCAUCAGAGACAACUGCUGACCUCUAUUCCCAGCUGCAUCUCUCCAUCCUGCAGACUCUUCAGAAUGUCCCUUCAGUUCGGGCACGCAUGACUCAAAAACAGGUAUUGUGUCCAAAGCACGUUACAUCAGUGGUGGAUGCAGUGAGUGAGCGGAUAAGGAAUGCUAACAAUAGCAGCAGCAGCAGCGGCACUACUAGCAGCAGUAAUAAUGACAACACGAAUGGCCAGGUGGUGGAUGAGGAAGCCACAGACACAGCUCUCAACAGAUUGGCACAGAUUAUCCUUGUUGCACUUCAAACAGAAUCUCUCUCUGGAUCCCUGAGUGACAUGUGGGACUCCCUGCACAGGCUUCCCAAGAAGAACAGACUCAUCUCCACUCUCCUGUCAAGCCGUGAAGCUCGGUGACAGUGAGGGACAGAAUUCAAGUGUCCACUUCCCAGUGGAAGUCAGACCAUCAAACACUUCCCUAGGUUAAGUUUGCAUUACCUCGUCACUUACACACACAAAUUACACUUCAAGACGAUCCUGUUUUUUUCUACUUGUUACAUACAACUGUGUAAUGAAAGCUCAUUAAUUAUGUUUUAAAAUAUAUUAAGAAAUUACACUCUGAACAAAUCAAAAGUUCUAUCUAGGCCUAGGGUCUUUUCCUGAUGAGAUUUUGUUCGUUUGCUCAGUGAGUGGAAAAGUGACAGCAUUUUUCAAGCACAUGGUGUGAAUGGUGUUUUGAAAUCAUUAAGGUACUGUCAAGGAGGGGGGCUGUUUGGGGAUACAAUUCUGUACCAGAAAAAGGAAUAAACUGAGUCAAUUAU